Symbiodinium pilosum is the source of this 454-nucleotide messenger RNA. The record is from the annotation of a GenBank genome assembly. Lineage: Eukaryota; Dinophyceae; Suessiales; Symbiodiniaceae.
GUACUGUGGACAUGGGCUGCCUGAGUGGCACAUGUGGCCAACGGAUUCAGAUAACUUCCACAGAAAUGGCCAAUGGGCAUUUCCCAAACCUGUGGCCGAACCGAAGUAUGGUCCCAAUGAUACUUAUUCGGGGCCGUAUGGCCGGAUCAGCAAUUGCGGUGAAGCGGAGUCCGGCAAGAUCGGGUGGGCUGGGAUCUACCUGACUCGUGCCCUCUCCAACGCAGCCCAGCUUCUCUACAAGAAUGACCCAGGGAGGCUCGAUGCCUUCGCCGACUUCUGGCGCAAGGUUGCGCGCAGGUUCCGGAGCAACCGGUAUGUCUUAGCCUAUGAGCUCAUCAACGAGCCUUGGUUAGGCGAUGUCUUUGCAGAUCCCUCUCUCCUGAUUCCUUCUAAGGCCGACAAGGUUCUUCUGGAAGCCUUCUAUGAGAGGCUGCACACAGCAAUUCGUGCGGAA